AUGUGGGGGGCUGAGGGCCCAAUGAUUCUCAUCUCAGUUUCAGUUGACCGCUUUUGUGGAGAUUUGCUACAGAAUUCAGAUCGACAUGAAAUCACAGGUUCACAAGCCGCACUUAGGUUACGAGAUAUGAACAGGUCCAUGAUCGUCAUUGAACAAGAAGAUAUACUGGGAGGACAUACGAAUACACACAUUGAUUCUUCGGCGAAGGGGCCGGCCAACUUUGGGGUCAAAGUAUUUGAUGACGUGGACAUCACCAGAGAAUAUUUCAAGCGCCUGGGGGUUCCCUUUCAAAAGACGCAUCUAGAGGGCGGUGAAGGGGACAAACUCUACGCCGAUUUCCGAACUGGCGAAUUCAUCGAUUACAAACCGCCGAACAUGACAAUGGCUCUCGCGUCGUAUGCCCAGCAAGCUGCUAAAUAUCCGCAGUUGCAAAAGGGGUUUUUUUUCCGUGAGCCAGUGCCGGAAGAUUUGCUCCUCCCGUUUGCCGAGUUUAUAAAGAAAUACAACAUUGGAGACGCAAUUGAGAUAAUAUACACUUACUGUCAGGGCUUUGGCGACCUUCUUAAACGGCUUACGCUCUACGUGUUUAAAACAUUUGACCUCACGGUGCUGAGGGACCUACAGAAUGGGUACUUGAUUCCUACUAGCGGGGACAACCACGAAGUAUAUGACAAGGCUUUCGAAAUCAUCAAAUCCGAUGUGCUAUUUCGAAGUCGAGUGGAGCGCGUACACCGUGGUCUCGACUAUGUCACAGUUGUUGUGAAUACGGCCUCCGGCACAAGGAUAAUUCGUGCGAGAAAGCUAUUAGUUUCCAUCGCGCCGACUUUGGACAAUCUUGGAGGCUUUGACUUGGAUAUGGAAGAGGAGUCCAUCUUUAAACAUUUUAAGACUACUGGUUACUACACCUCCGUGGUCAAGGUCCCUGGGCUCCGGAAAUUCGAUAGCCUGACCAAUUUCAACCCCAAUACUGCGUAUAAUCUUCCCAAACUACCAGGUAUCUACUGGGUCACACCUACUGCUCCCGAUAAAUACGACAUCAAAUAUGGCAGCCCCCGCGCAUUAGGCGACGAUUACGUUAAAGCGGAUAUUAUUAGGACCAUGAAACGCUUCCAGGCACCUGGUUCAGAAGAGCCUGAAAUUGUAGCUUGGUCUAGUCAUACUCCUUUUGGAGCAACGGUCUCAAGAGAUGCCAUUAAGUCUGGGUUUUACGAAAGAUUGUACUCUCUGCAAGGCAGACGGAACACUUACUACACAGGAGCUGCAUUCCAUGCACAUAACUCGGGACUGCUUUGGAGGUUCACGGAAGAAGUGCUUCAAGAGAUGAUGAAGUAG
Uncinocarpus reesii 1704 is the source of this 1332-nucleotide messenger RNA. RefSeq lists its product as uncharacterized. Lineage: Eukaryota; Fungi; Ascomycota; Eurotiomycetes; Onygenales; Onygenaceae. Gene Ontology annotation, molecular function: oxidoreductase activity. The record is from RefSeq and is a predicted model, not a curated record. The coding region runs from base 1 to 1332 and encodes 443 amino acids. The transcript has 3 exons.